This is a messenger RNA of Laetiporus sulphureus 93-53, 399 nucleotides long. RefSeq lists its product as uncharacterized. The transcript has 5 exons. The record is from RefSeq and is a predicted model, not a curated record. Lineage: Eukaryota; Fungi; Basidiomycota; Agaricomycetes; Polyporales; Laetiporaceae. Bases 1 to 399 code for a protein of 132 amino acids.
AUGUCUUCUAAUGGAUGCCGGUCUUCCUCUAUUGACAUGUCGAACCUUGCCAUUCACUGGUCACUAUUGGAUUUCCGAUACGGUUUGAAACAUAUUACUUUCCGAGAACGCUGUGAUAAGCCACCUUCUAAAAGGAACCCUCAUUCCGGAGCAGUGAUCUACAUCGCCGCAUUUGCAUGGGGACUAUUCCCUGACAAUCGCACUCAUGAUCCUCGCGAAGCCGCCCAUAAUGUGCCUGGCAUCAGUGCUGAAGCUCGAAGCCCAAGCUUCAGCCUGAGCACGUACGCAUGUUUCGCAGAUCGCCUCCUCGUUCGCCGGCACGACAGUAAUGCGGCGUCUUGUUUCUUCGGGGUGUCAGCGGGACCUGUAAGACGGGGUGAAAAGACAGGCGCAAAGUAG